Messenger RNA from Notechis scutatus (mainland tiger snake), 1656 nucleotides. The record is from RefSeq and is a predicted model, not a curated record. Lineage: Eukaryota; Metazoa; Chordata; Lepidosauria; Squamata; Elapidae.
GGGUUUGGCGGGGUGGCGGGGAAGACGGCCAGCCCAAUUGCCCGACCCGGGUGCAAGAAGAAGCGGUUGGGACCAUGGGCAAGACCAAGGCCCGGCGCUUUCGCCCGCCGGCCUUCGCUCCAGCCGGGAGCCUGAGCGAGCAAGCGGCCGGAGCCGGAACGGGAGAAGACGAGGGAAGCUCCCCGGCCGCCGAGCUGCUGGAGAAGCUCCAGCACCCCAAUGCCGACGUGCGUGAAUUCGCUUGCGCCAACAUUUCCAAGAUGUUGCAACAGCAACAAACGAUCCCAGCUUUUGUGCAGCAAGACGUGGUUCGGCGGCUGGGUCCGUUGCUGCUGGAUCCAAGCGUAGUGGUUCGGGAGACGGCAGCAGGAGCUCUCCGGAACCUCAGUGCCUGUGGAGGAUUUGAAGUUUGCAACGAUAUGGUCGCUAAAGACAUCAUGACUCCCCUUGUUGCUUUAUUGAAGGAGACAGCUGUUCUUUGCUUUGUGCAGAUCCUGGAAAAAACUGUUUUCCCUUGUGGAGUUACUCUUGAUAUCUGUAUGAAACAUCCAUCUUGGAAGCCUCUGAUUAAAAAGUUGAACAUGAUCCAGUGCAGAGCGCUAACCUGCCUUCACAGCAUCUUACUGGUGUCGGAUGUGGAUAGCCUGGGGGGCCCGUCGGUGCUUCAAUCCCUCUCACAGCACCUGUCUCAAUUAAUUUUUUCUCAGCCAGAAUUUUCCAAAGAAGCGGAGUUUCUAGAAGCCGUCACCAGUGCGUUGCGAGCUCUUUUGCAAAUGUUGGCAUCCAAUAAUAUACCUCAGUCGAUGAACCCGGAGCAGCUGAUGAGUCUGUGUGACACCGGAAUUCAGAGCACAAACAUUAGCGUCCGAAUCAAUGUGGUUAGCAUUUUGGGAAUUGCUGGGAGUGUGCUCGCCAAAGUGGAAGGCAUCACCGAGACACUCAAGAACAUCGGAAAAUUCCUCCUCAAUGUUGCAACGAAAGACGCUUCCCUUGUGGUGGUGGGAGAAGCUUUGGACGCCCUCUUCGACGUUUUUGCCGAUGGCAAAGAAGCGGAAAGGGCAGCGGAGGAAAUUAAAUUGCUUUACGCUCUUAAGGAAUUCCAGCCGGUUUUCAAGUCACGGAUGCGAAAAGAAGGCAGAGGACAGUACAACACAGAACAACUAUGCGUUCUAGACAACGUGAAGCUGAAUUUAAGAAGAUUUAUUGCCUAUCAAGAAAUGUUGGACAGAAAGAAAAAAGUUUUGGAAUAGAAAUAGGAUGGAAAAGUCUAUUUUUGAUACACCUUUAUGGAAUGUUUUAACCAUGAAUUCUAUAGGACUUUGUAAAAACAGCUAGUAGGAGAAAAGGGUUGUGGUAUUCUUUUCAUAUUAUGUCUUAUAUUGAAGGGGGUGAAAGGGCAGAGAAAAAUGCUAAAAUGAAUUCAACACCACAAAGGGUCAUAAUUUGUCCUUAAUGUGGCGGAAUGUUUUGUUUUGCCAUUCUUAGAAAAAGAAUGAGCAAAACAAUCUAAAAUAAAAGAUUAGAAUGGAAGUACCAAUUUUCUUAAUGUGGACAAAAUAAUUUGAUUUCCUGGAUGAUAUAUUUCAAGGUUUUCUUGUUUCUUUUUAAAGUAAAAGUACAAUGUAAAAAACAGGAUAAAAACGUUUUUCCUGGGUG